This is a messenger RNA of Mytilus californianus (California mussel), 5931 nucleotides long. RefSeq lists its product as uncharacterized. Lineage: Eukaryota; Metazoa; Mollusca; Bivalvia; Mytilida; Mytilidae. The coding region runs from base 84 to 1247 and encodes 387 amino acids. The record is from RefSeq and is a predicted model, not a curated record. The transcript has 7 exons.
UCCACCUACAUCUCUACGCAUGUGUCACAUGAACUAUUCCUGCUUGCCGGUUAGUUUGAAGUUUCAGAGGAAUAACGAUCAGAAUGGAGUUAUCUGGAAAGAUAUGUAUAAUAAUAUGUGCUUUUAUGAGUGUGUCAAAUGGCCAGUAUGAGUUAAAGCUUAAUGCAGUAAAGGAAUUUAUUUUGGUUGGUGCAACACCUAAGUAUGUAUGCACUGUGAAUCAGAAUGCUAACUUUCUGAUAGGAAAUCCAUUGAAGUGGGAGAAAAGAGGACGAGAUGGUUCUAAAGUUGUCAUAUCAGUUCUAGCCAAUGUAGAGGAAGGACUUUCAUCAGAAUAUAAUGUACAGCUAGAUACUACAGAUAGUGCCAUGUCUUUUACAUUAAGCUUCCUUCAAGGAAUCAAAGAAGAAUAUGAUGGGCACUUUGCAUGUGUUUUAUAUAACAAGAGUAAUACAGUCUUAGCAGAGAAGAUGGUAGAAGUUAAUGUCAUACAAACGAUUAAGAAAACAGAAUUUGAAAUAGGAGACAAUAAACAGGCCGUAGCUGGUGAACCAGCCUUGCCAAUCAGAUUAGAGGAAGGAACUUACAAGACUAUCUGUAAAACAGAAGGUUCUAACCCAGCAGCAGUUGUAAAGAUUUACCUUGAUACUACAGAGGAGAUGGGAAAUGCUCAGGUAGAGGUGCUUGACACCAGCAGGACCCAACCACCUCAAGUGUAUAAUGUAGAGAAAACAGUUACCAUCAAUCUCAAACCAGAUGAUAACAAAAAAAUACUGAAAUGUGUUGCCACAGUUAACAAUGAUGAUUCUAUGAAAACAGAAAUAUCAUAUGAGCUUGAAGUUUUUAGUAUUCCACCUGAAAUAUCAUGUAGCAACAGCACUGCUAUGAAAGGUAACAAGUUUGUAGAGCUGACUUGUAUGAUCAAAGUAGCAGGAAUAACUUGUGAAAGUGAAAACAUCUUCUGGGAGAAUGGUAAUAAUGGAGACCGAUAUGCUAUCAAUUAUAAACAGAAAGGCCUCAGAGUAUUUUGUUUGAUGCAAGUAAAGGGUUCAGUUUCAACCACUUUAAGGAUUGAUGCAGUUACAGAUGAUAACUUUAAAACAGAUUAUUUUGUGGUCUAUGUUAACAAACAUCAGACUACAACACGCAAACAAGCAGUUUUAAAUCAAGAUUACAGUGGAGCACCUAGUCUACAGAAUAUCUUCUACUUGAUGUGUUCAGCUCUCCUGGCAGCCAUAUUAUUGUAGGACAUAUAUCUAUUAGGAAAUGUUUACUUGUUUAUGAGUUAUCUGCAGGAACACAUGAAUCAGAGAUUAGGGUGGAAUAAAAGUUUUAAGUCUUGACAGUAAAGGGGCAAUUAUUAGGGAACUGAGAGCUAAUGUAUUUUCUAUUGCUUAAUUAUAUAAUCUCUGAAAAAAAAACACAGCUAUUCUAAAAUAAAAGUUCAUAAACAAGUAAACCCAUAAAUGAAUUAAAGAAGAAAGAGAUCUGAUGUGACUAUUCAGCCAAGUUUGCCUGUUGAUUUCAUGGUUGUGAAAGAGGAGUGCUAGAAGAACAAAUUAGGGCAAUGUUGAUAAAGAAAGAUGGACUAAAACAGUAAUGUUCUGUUGGUCAAUAUGAACACUAGGGUAGUCUGACACAUAAUUUGGUAGACAACAAGUCUGUAUAGAUUAAAUUGACUCCUGGCAGGUAUAGCCAACUGUUGUAUUGACUUUUUAUCCUAAGUCUUUGAAAACUUAGUCUUAUACAUUGAGUGCUACAAUUGAUUGACUAAAUAUUUCUUUGUUAUAAUAUAUAUGUGUACAUUUUGUCAGUUUGCAUAUACAUUGUAUUUGCAUUGAAAUAUUUGGAUUUAUUCUUUUGGUUAUGAAUAAAAGCUUUGAAUUUGUGUAUAAGAAUGUAUUAUAUAACAACAGGUAUCCAAAGAAAAUACAUUACUAUAAUGAGAAUUCCCACAUUAAUGAAUUGUGCCAAUAUGAGAUCAUUUUCCAUCAUAAUCCGUGCAAUUAAACAUUUUAUGAUUCAUUUAGGAUGUUAUAAUUUUAAACAUAGAGAUUACCAUUUACGUUGAGAAUUAGAUUAAACAACCGGUUUCUAUAAUUUUAGCUUGUUUUUAUUGGUGUAUAAUGUUUCAAUAUAUAUAUAUAUAUAUAUAUAAUGUCUGUAUGCAAUAUUUUUAUCUAGUUAAUACUUUCACUGUUACAGUAAAUUAGAUUUGGCAGCAAAAAAUAGAAGUUAAAUAAUCUGAUUUCAAAAUACAUGUAGUACCAAUAUCGUUAAUCUUUUUUACUAAUUUGAAAAUUAACUAGACCAUUUGAGAUUUAAAGCAUACAAUUUUUAAAUGUAAAAAAAAAAUCUUUGUUAGGCAAAUAACAAACUGUCAAUGUUAAUAAUGAUAAGAACACAAUUUAAGCAGUUCCCUCUAUUCUAAGUAAUUUCGUGCAAGUAAAUUUUCUGACCUCUCAUUUUAACAACUUGUUUUAUAUAGCCUCAUUAGUCAUACAUUCCUAUCAUUUUCAUUAUAAAUUUUAUUCAUUUUGUUUUAUAUUAGGGAGGCUUUUUUAUACUGCAAGUUAUGAUAUAUUGCUUUAUUUCACAUCAUACAUGCAUCCUGCUGGUGUAGUUGAAGAUUGAUUGGUGUAUUAAGAAAAUAAGUUAGCUAUCUUUUGGCUAUAAUUGGUUUAAAAGCUAUUGGCAGAUAUCUUUAAUAGUGCAGUUUUAAAUGCAUUUUAUAGAAAAUGUAAAAGAAGGUUAUUGAUAAUGAUGCAGUAAAUUUAAAUUGCCACCAGUUUUUACAGUGAGCAGUUGAUCAAAGAUACUGUUGGUAAGCUGAAAGUAGUCCAUAAUAUUAUAAAUGUUGAUGCAUAUCAGUUUUAAAUGGUUGGCUUUAUUCUAUAUAUUUGUGUGAACUAUGAACAUCAUUGUUUCAAAUGUGAAUGUUAGAAGAUGUACAUUUUGUCAGGACAAAUGCAUAUAUUUAUGUAUAACAAGGAAUUAUUUGAAUCCGGAAUAUUUUUGAAUUCUGGAAUAUUGAUUAUAAAUGCAUGAUGAAAACUAACCCAACUAAAUAGGGUUAGCCAUGCAUGAAUGGUUAAGGUUAAUUUUACUUUCACUGUUAUUUCAGUAUGAACUAACUAACCCCCCUAAGCCAUCAAUUUUCCAGAAAUCAAAAUUAUUCCAGAUUUAAAUAAUUCCUUGUUGUAUGAUUAAUGUGAUGAUAAUGUUGAAUUAUAAAAAAAAGUAUUAUGUAAUCAGUGUGUGCCUUUUUAAAUAAUGGUGUUUAAAUUUACCUUAGCCUUUGCUGUUUUGGAGAAAAUUAAAAUUUAUAGGUUUGGCUUUGCAGAAUCUACCUGAAUAAUUUGUUUUCUUCAAAUCUGAUAAUCAAGAUUAUGGCAGACUGUUGCAUGUAUAGUUCAUUCAUAUUUCAAACUUUUCAAUGAACAUUGCUUACCUGUUAAUACAUACCAUAUAACCAUGUUCAAAAGAUCUGGAAAAUAGUAUAUAACUGUUUUACUUUAAAUAUUUUCAAUGAAUACUGAAGACUGACUUUCAAGUUUCAUACUGAUUAUUACACUGAAUAUGAAAACAUUAAUUUACACAGUGAUGCAAGGGAAUUUUAUUAAUCACAGAAAUUUACAUGCUGUGGAAGUGUUGUGAUCUCACUAAAUGAUCACAGUUUGUUGUGAAUAAUUAGGAAAGAUUAAAGAAUUCAGGUAGAUUUUGUUGGACAUAAAAUUUGAGGCUGGUGGUCUGCUUAAGUAAAUCAAAUUAGAUAUAGAUUUUUCAUUUCAAUUAGGCAACUAUUUGUAAAAAGAAAUCCCAUGUAAAUAAUCUCUGUGUACGUGUAUGUUUUAUUGUCUGUUAUUUGUGGUCAAAAUUCAGAUAAAAAUUGUUCAAAGGGAGAUAAUACAACAAAAAAUAUAUAGCCUGUAAAAAUUGUAAUUAUUUGCUGAAGAUUUAUCAAAUCUGAGAUGUUUUAUUUCGCUGAUGUUGAUAAUCAACAUUAAACUGAAAAUAAAUGUAAAAAAAACUUAUACUAUUAUUAUAAUCUUUUUUUUUUAAUCAGAAUACUUACAAAUUCCUUUGUAUCUACAAUUAAAUGUCUAUUUAUACAAAUCUUUUUUGUUAUUUGUACAGUAAUGUAAUUUGUGUAUUCACAUAGUAAUUUACUAUAUAGUGUAUUAAACUGUUGUGUAGUAUAUGAUUCGUGCCAUUUAUCCUUUCAUGUUCAGUGUACCUUUGGAUGUGGUAUAUGAAUUGCCUUAAUUUACAGAAAACAAAUCCUAUGUGAUUAUAUCAAUUUGACUAUUGUUUGGAUUACUUUGAUUAAAUUAUUGGUCUGAUAAACAUGAAUCAAUUUUAAUUCUGUCCCCUUUAAAUGACUAUAUUCGACUGUUAAAAGGUUGUCAACAUUUGUGCAUAAAUGCUAUUUGUCUUUAUAAGACAUUUGUUGAAUAAAACUGAUUAAUGUUAAUUACAUAAAGACCAAACACUCAAAAACACAAUUAGGUUUUUCAUAUGAACAAUUUUAUUUGCCUUAAAUGGCAUACAAUGGGGAAAAAAUGAGGUUUACAGAUACAAAAUAAAAACCAUUAAGAUUUGUUGUGUAAGUUGAUUCCUUAUUGUCUUUGAUUUUAACCUGAUAUUCUGUAAUUUUACUUCACUGGUUUAGUUACAUUUUCGAUAGUGAUAUUAUUUUAAUAUUUCUUUACUAAAACAAACAAACUAUACCAUUGACAAGGCUUUCAAAAGAAGGUGGCAGCUUCUUUCCACCUGCUACUUUUGGUAAGAGCCACCUUCUCAUGCCCUUUUUUACUUUGGCAAAACAGGAGAAUAGCUGCCUACCUUUAAUAUUGAAGUCCCUUACUUCUUACUGUUUUUAAAAGCCCUGCAUUAUUAAAUCAGAUAUUUUGCAAAAUAAAAGCUGAUCUUUAUUAAAUUGAGAAAAACAUUUUUAAUUAACAUUAAUCAGUGAAAAAAAAUGUUUGUAAAUUUGGAAUACCUGUUACUUCAUUCGCUAUUAGAUGGAAAUGUUUACCCUGGAGUGAUUAUUUGUUUUUUUAAAUUUUAAAUUUUAUAAGCAGCAUUACUUUCAUCAAUUGUGCUUCAAAGGUUUAAAUAGCUAUUAAUAGAGCUUCAAAAGUUGAAAUAGUUAUUAAUAGAUAUCUUUUUUAUAGAUUUUUCCUUUUUCUUUUUAUCUGGUGUUGGUAUGGUAUUGAUCUGUCAUAGAAAAGGUAUUUUAAUGAUGAACGACAGAAUUAAGAUGGGAAAAAAUCUACAAUUUGGCAAUUAAUGUAUUUUUAACCAGCAUAAUAUGUUUGAUUUAAGAAUCUUAAUUUUAAAAUGUAUUUUAGAUCUUAUAUAAAUCUUGAUUAUGCUUUGCAUUUAUUCCUUUUUAUAAAAUUUAGCAGUUCUUGAGGAAAACUAGAUAAUUGUUGAUACUUUGUAAUUAUAUUGUUUAGUUUGUUUGUACAAGUAUAGCUUGAUACAGUAAAGGGGGAGCCUAAUAUUUUGCAAGUAUUUAAACAAUUUAUUAUGUAACUGUAUUGGCUUUUUUUCAAAUUGCAAACCAUUGGUAUUUAUAUAAGCAUUAAGCUUUGCUUUGAUCAUGCAUAUGAAAACUAAACAUUUCUCUAUAAAAAGUUUGUAUUUUGGCCAAUUUACAGUCAUAUAUUUAAUUUGAUGUAUUUGAAUUGUUACUGAUUGCAAAUUUUGAUUGAAAAAGGAAUGAAACACUUUAUAAAUUAAGGUUGAUUUAAAUUUUGACUACAAUACUUGAGUGAGUUACAGGUAUAACAUUGUACUCCCUGAAUACAGCUAUAUAUUUUGAGUUUAUCUGUCAUGUAGUGAACAUGUAAGGAAGGUUGUUUUUUAUUGAGUUUUAUUCAUUCAUCCAUUACAGUUCAUUCAUUAAAAGCUUUCUUUGUACAA